AUGAUUGCUGAGCUGCUGGCGAUGCUAGUAGGGCAUCCAUCAAGUCUGUUUGCAUCAUCAUCUACGGCCUCGUCAGCUUCCGGCUCAUCUUCGACAGCACUCAAGGUCAGGGACGACCUCAACUUCCUUCACCCUUCCGAGAUCGAGAUCCUGAACCAUCUCGCAACAUUCUAUACCCGUUACAAUCGCGUCAAGUCAUUCGCAGAGGAUCAGAUCGAAGCCGCUCGACAGAGAGCUGUCCGUGCUGCGCUUCGUGCCAACUCUCUCGCUAGUCGCAGCGCCAGCAGUGCCAAAGAAGCCCAAGCUCAGCUCGAACAGCAGCCGACUCUUCACCUUGUACCUCUAUGCUCCACGCUGCUCUCGAUUCUCGCAGAAUACCACGAACUGGUGCUACAAACUGAGAGAUUGGUACUCGAGAAUCAUGUCGAACUCGUAGCUUCAACUGGUUUCGUCAGUCUGGCUAAUCUGCGGGCUCGCUUCGAGCCUUGGAAUGCGCCGCUGACGGCUCUAGACGACAUAGUGACACUGUUGGCACGAGGUCCCAGCAAGGGCAGGGAUAUUGCCUUUGCAAAGGAGUCCGAUGCCCAACAUGCAACACAAGACGGUCACGACGGAGGGGCUUCGCCAUACUUCCCAGCAUCAUGGACUGGGGGUCUGCUGAUCGAUCUGCUCAGCCUGAAAGCUAAUACUGGUGUUGAGCGUGUCGCCUCACACAUGGCUCGCCUACGAAAUGCAGUAGAGGACAGCUGGAUGCAACACCUCACAGCCUGGGUCUGCAGGGGCGAGAUCCACCGUCCCGGUGGCAUUGCAGAUUCACAGGCUUCCAAACGCAAUCUCAUCUCGAGAGAUCAGCUCGUCCAUUGGAUUGAGGCGACUGAUGCAGACGCUCACACCGACCAUCUUGCUACUGCAGCCGCAAGUGGCGAUGGUCUCGGCGACUGGGCUGCGUCCUCCAGCAACACUUGGAAUUUCCGACCCGACGCACUUCCAUCCUCCAUUUCGGACUCAACCGCCGACUCCAUACUCUAUGUCGGACGUGCUCUCUAUACCAUCCGAAACGCCAGUACCUCUUCAGCUCAUCACCUAGAUACGCCGACCCACCACGCACUACCAUCGGGUCCACCAGAUAAGGUCAUCCAGCUGCACGAAUCAGCGCUUGCGCGGCCUCAAGUACGACCAAGUCGCCCAGCUGAUCUCGAUCGAGCGAUUCAGUCGCUUCGUAAUGACGUCUCGGAAUGGAUCUUUCGCCACAUCCUCACCACCUCGGUCGUACGUACUUCGCUGCAGUGUUUAGGCGACUACUUCUUGCAUCGCAACGGAUCAUACACGCUUUCCUUGCUGGGUGAGGUAGAGGCAAUGAAGAAGAACAAGCUGUACCGCGCCAGAUCUGCGGCUGCAAGCAUGAUCCGGUCGAGCGAUCUAGAACUGUCGCUUCGGAGGGCGACCGUAGGGACCUGGGCCGAGGACGAUCCGUCGUUGCAGAGGCUGCGCUUCGUACUGCCCAAAGGCGGAUAUCGACCGAGCCUUGUAGGUGCACGCACUGCAAAGGUAAGAGGACUCGCUGCUGCCACUACUACUACUACUAGUGCCGACACUACAGUGGGUGGCACGACAAGUCUUCAGACAACCCGCUUCGACGACUUUUUGAUCGGAGUCCCCGCUCAGCUACACUACACGGCCGUCUUCCCGCUCGACCUUUUUCUCUCGGCAUCCGACCUAGCGGCGUAUUCACGCAUCUUCUCCUACCUGAUCGCCAUCAAAAAGGUGCACGCUAGAGUGUUGGACUGCUGGAUAACGCUCAGUAAGAAUCAGCGGAGCAGACGCAAGUUUACCGGCACCGGAGAGGGAGGCGUCGACGCGCAAGAAGAGAAGCAGCGCACAAAGCUGUUACGGUGCAGUUGGGGCCUGGUGAGAAAUAUGAAGUGGUUUUUGGAUACCUUGUUGGGACAUUUUCAAACAGACAUCAUUGAUGCGCAGUUUAGCAAUUUGGUAGAGAGAUUGGGAGCAAGUGGAGGUUCGAUCGAGUCAGCAAGAGGAGGGGCAGCAGGUGGAGGCCUGAGGACAAGAAAGGAUUCGGAGCUUCAACAGCAUCGGGCAAGCUCGCCAGUGGGAUCGAUAGUUGCUCACAGCGAGGCAUACGGUGACGAGGCUAGACCAAGAGUCACUAGCGGCACGUUCUCGCGCGCUUCUACCGUAGUGGGAGGCGGCAGCGGCAACGGUCGUGCAAAUCGAAGGCUAGCAUUUCCGGUAUCGGGACCUGCUUCGUCGACCUACGCACCUCCACCGGCGUCCGUGACUGGUCGAGGAGCUCGCAGAUUCGUUUCAACAUCUACACGUCCAGAAUCGAUCUUGGAUGGCGCAGACACCAUCCGUCAUGACGGCACCGAAGCGCAUCUUACAGACGAACAAGAUGCACCGGACGCCAUGCUCGACUUUGGCUCUCUGCGCACCUCGCACACGGCGUUUCUUGCGUUUGUCCAGGAUGGUCUGCUGCUCUCGUCUCCGGUCGCAUCUAGUAUCGUGCGCUCAGUGCUAGACAUCUGCGAUCGGUUGGCCGGUACAGUUGAGCGUUGGGCAGGCGACGUCCUUCCACCGCUGCUCACCACUUCGGCCACCACAACAGAUACAAGCUCCGCUAUCGAACAACGCCAGUCGCUCAUCGACAAGUUCACAACUGAAAUCGAUCAUGAGCUAUCGAGAUUCUUCAGACUGCUUUCGUCCUCAACUUCGUCCUCUCCGUCAUAUCAAAGUGCAAGUAACACGUCCAACACUACAGCAUCAGCCAUGGCUGCAGCCGACGAAAGUGGCUUGGGUUCACUCUCGAUCUCGGUUGCUCAACUACACAUGUCGCGAGGUGAAGCCGCCAAAAUCGACGUGCUAUCGGGCGCCAGUUCGGCUCGAAAGCAUCUGGAACAGUUGUUGUUGAGGCUCGAUUACAGUGGCUUCUUUGCAGAGCAGUUGCAGCGGCAGAGGGCGGGGCUCGACGCCAAGUUGGACAAUGCGCUCGUGCGAUAA
Molecule: messenger RNA, 3015 nt
Organism: Mycosarcoma maydis (corn smut)
Lineage: Eukaryota; Fungi; Basidiomycota; Ustilaginomycetes; Ustilaginales
Exons: 1
Coding region: 1-3015 (1004 amino acids)
Biological process (GO): cytoplasmic microtubule organization; spindle assembly; mitotic cell cycle
Cellular component (GO): equatorial microtubule organizing center; centrosome; spindle pole
Molecular function (GO): gamma-tubulin binding; microtubule minus-end binding
Source: RefSeq, a predicted model, not a curated record